AUGUACUCUGGACAAUGGUUGCCCGGCGAUCAUGCCCAUAUACACGCGCAUCCCCAUGGCCAUGUUAAGGACAUGAGUGGUACUCAGAUGUCAACAGACGAUAUGCUGCUACAGGCUGCGACACACAUGCAAGGUGGCCAAGAUUUCCCAAUGGAUGCUUCCAUGAGUGCUCCGAUGGGUCAUCACUUGCAGUACCAACAAAGGCAUCCUCCGCAAAGACACCCCCUUCCAGCCGAACAGUACAGCAACAACGCCAGCUUCACUGAAGGUGAAAGCCAACUGAUGGAACGCGAUGAAAACGACGACGGCGAUUCCCGAAUGGUCAUGGGCGGAGCCCCUAAAAACACGUCAGGUCGAUCGAGCGCCAACAACGAGCUUGAAAUGAGGCAACUGUACAAGACCAACAUGCACCGUGGCCUUGACGAUGUGGCAAAGGAAUUGCACGGCAACGAUAGAGGUCCCAACUCGGAGCGAACGCGACAAGUUUUUGCCAUGCUUUGGAUUAACUCGGUCUGUAGUGCCGGUAAAGGAUCUGUCCCAAGAGGACGUGUGUACGCCAACUACGCCUCGAAGUGUGCCAACGAAAGGAUAACUGUACUUAAUCCUGCCAGCUUUGGCAAGCUCGUUCGCGUUUUGUUCCCUGGUCUCAAGACAAGACGGCUAGGUGUCCGCGGAGAAUCCAAAUACCACUAUGUCAACUUCACAUUACAUGAGGAAUCACCAGAGACACAUGAAGCCUCAGCUCGGAUAGCUCACCCUCAGACUGAAGCUAGAAGCCUCACCCCAAACUUCAACCAACUCCCCGCACCACCGAAUAUUAGUCUGAGCCAGGGGACACUACCUUCACCUCACAUCGGUACCGACGCGAAGCUCGAUACAAACUCACGCCAAUUCGUUUCUCGAUCCCAUAGCUUAUACAAUGAGCAUGAAGUUAGAAACUUGGAAAGUCUCAACUCUACGACAAAGACUCAAAUCGAACACGCCUUCCCUCCCGUUAACGAAGAAGCUUUCGCACUCGCUGACCCUCUUCCUCUCCCAUCGAUCGAUCGGUUCCUCCCUCAAGGAACUGAUCCCGAUGCUGCCAAAUCUUUGUCGGCAUUGUACCGGGCUCAUUGCACAUCACUCGUAGAAUGCAUAAGGUACUGCAAGGAGAAAAACUUCUUCCACCUGUACACCUCCUUUCAAGGAACACUGACGACACCUGUUCAAAAAUUGUUUGCGAACCCAGCCUUGGCGCCUUGGGUUGAGGAAUGUGAUUUUGUCCUCUAUCAACGCAUGAUGAGGAUAGUAUCGAGUCUCACACUCCAGGUUGUGCCGAAGCCUGUCUUAGAUACCUUCAGGACCAUUUCAGACAGACUUGUCCCCCACAUCCGGGAGUCGUUCCAAGGUCAGCCUCAGCACGUAAUGCGAGCCAAGGAAGCCCCCGCGACACUUUUUGCUGGACUCCUUGACCGUGCACUCAGGGUAAACUUAACGGCUCACGCGGCCGCAAAUAUGCUUUCUUCCCAAGAAAAUCGCAACCAGAUGUUCUCGGAUUGGGUUGUCAUGAUACGAGUGCGAAAGAUUGCCGAGUGCGUACCCACUCGAGGCAUGGACGACGUGGUGCAACUUCUCCUUCGUGAUAUUCGAUCGCUUUUGGAAAAUCCCGUGGUACCUUGGGAAAUAGAAACUGUCACGGUCUACGGAGAAAUUAGCCCCACCAACAGUCGCUCAUCGGAUGACGAUAAUAUAAGCGCGCCAGGUCAAAAUGUUCUUGAGAGCUGGGUUGCGUUUCUCAGAGGCUUGCCUCAGAGGUUCCCUUACGCUUCGGCUACGGACAUUGUGUGGUGUGUCGAGCGCAUUGGUACAGCAGUGAUGCGAGACAUCACGCUUGGCGGAGGAAAGAGCUUCGGUUCGUGGUGGGUGACAAAGACAUGGCUAGACGAGAUGUCAUACUUUUUGGUGGAGACGGGAGGAUUCAUGAAGCAGAGGAGCAGCCGCACCACGGGUACUAACACAACCAGCCCUCCUCCACAGUCGGCGAAAGAUACAAGCCGACAAACUUCCCGAUACAGCAGCGGUAGCGACGAACUCAACCUAAACAAUGCGUCUCAGAACCAAGGAGAACGGGCACCAUUCCCCCCCGCCUCCAACAAAGUGAGCCAAAACUCGAUGAGCAUGAGUGGUGGCGACAUGCACGACGAUAGUGGUAUUGGGAUCAGAACGCCUGAGGAAGAAUUCAACCUGGACAAGUUCGACUACACAGGUGCAGAAAACCAGGAGCAUGACAUGUUGACAGGAUCGGAGUUUGCCACAGGUGGACUAUGA
Fusarium venenatum is the source of this 2307-nucleotide messenger RNA. RefSeq names its product RFX DNA-binding domain-containing protein. Lineage: Eukaryota; Fungi; Ascomycota; Sordariomycetes; Hypocreales; Nectriaceae. Gene Ontology annotation, molecular function: RNA polymerase II cis-regulatory region sequence-specific DNA binding; DNA-binding transcription factor activity, RNA polymerase II-specific. Gene Ontology annotation, biological process: regulation of transcription by RNA polymerase II. The record is from RefSeq and is a predicted model, not a curated record.